Molecule: messenger RNA, 1995 nt
Organism: Protopolystoma xenopodis
Lineage: Eukaryota; Metazoa; Platyhelminthes; Monogenea; Polystomatidea; Polystomatidae
Source: the annotation of a GenBank genome assembly
AUGCAAACUUUUGCUAGUCCAUACGGCCAGUUUGCGUCUAAUCCUUUAACCGCAGCCAUGGCUGCUGCUGGUGCCACUUCUGGAAUGAUCCCUAACCUUAUGGCUCUGCCAGUUCUACCCAUGGCCAGCGCUGCCAUUGCAGCGAAUCCUAUUCUUUCAGCUUCUCUUUCUGGAACCCCUAAUAGCAUUAUUCGUUCCAAGCUUCCUCCUGCAACUCUUCAGUAUGUCAACCCCCAAAAGUUGCGUUCUGCUCAGAUGAUUGCCCAACCCUUGAUAGCAAAUCCUGCAUUGGCUACUCAAGCGAAAGUGAUUUCUGACGAUUUAUCCAGAUCCAAGGAUGAUCGUUCGAGGUCUCGGACUCGUUCGAGGUCUCGAUCUGAUUCUCAUUCCAGGCGCCGCUCGCGUUCUAGACGGAGAUCUCGCUCAAGAUCAAGGAGACGUUCCAGAUCUUCUUCUAGGCGGAAGCACCGUCGUCAUCGCUCCAAGUCUAGUUCAUCUUCUUCCUCUUCAAGACGUCGCCGCCACCGAUCACGAUCUUACCCUAGAAGUGGUGCUUCUAGGAAUAUAAGGGAAAAAGAACGAGAGCGAGACAAAGAUAAGGAGAGAUUCAAAGAAAAAGAAAAAAGGAAUAGGGAGAAGUUCAAAAUGAGAGAAAAGAUUAAGGAUGAGGAUCGUGAUGGUAGAUUUCAUCGUGAAAGUAGGCGGUCUCCACGAAAAGAUCAUUCUCCCGAUAAAGAUAGAAAGGAGAAAAUUGAUAGACCCUUGCAGUGUAAAAAACAAUCUGACGACACAAAUAAGCGGUCUAAGGUUGAGAAAAAACGGCCUUCCUCCCCAAUCAAAGAAGAAAAAUUUCCCAAACCUAAACAAUCGCGAACAUCUAGUAAGGAAAAGUCAGAGGAUGUGGCAAAGUUCAACAAACUGGUGGUUAAGUCUGGCGAAAAAAAGAAAUCAAAGACUUCUGUUUUCUUAGAUGCGCCAGUCGAAAUUAAGGAGCAUAUCAAAAGUGAGAAAGGAAAGUCUAUCUCUGAUGCUACGCAUCGACACAGCGAUUCUCAUCAUCCCAAGUCGGAACCACUCGCUUUACCUCACGCUAUUCCAAGGGAAUCUUGCGACAAGGCAAUUAUAACCAGAGCUAGUCCUGUGCAAGUCCCGAUAGAAUCUGGCCACAGAGCAGGAUCACGUCAGCGGAAUUCUGAGUCAAAAUCUGUUGAAAAGUGCAGUGGAACGCUUGCUGAUCUUGUUCGGGAUAAACAGAUUAGAUGUGUGAAAGUUAAAAAAGAUAAAGAUCAUAUCACAUCCUGCCAUGAUGAAGCUAAUCAGAUCCAUAACAGAGGUGCUGACAAUGAUGAUGAUAGUGGUGACGACGAUCCCAACGGGCUAGGUAGUAAUAGGCGCCAAAAUUCCGUAGACCAUGUGGCUCCCAAUGCCCCAAGCAGAAAAGAUUCUACAUGUGACUCUAAACCUACAGAAAAUGGUUCGCAAGACCCGAGAAUGCCUCCAGCUUCUACAGACUUUAACCAGCUUUCGACAGAUGAUGCGCCGCAAUUGUCUCCUUCCCUUAAGAUCUGUUCUGCUUCGAUUGAACCUCUGUCUCCUGUUCAUUCAACUUCCACGUCAUCUUCCAGGCGUCCUGAGGCAAAUUCUACUGAUGUUUUGCUAGCUCAUGAGUCUGCUCCCGCAGACUCAUUUAUCUUGGGGUCCGAUGAGGUGGAUAUGGAGCUCGGCUCUGAUUUGGACGAUAGUGAUGCUGGUAGCGAAGUUGGGGAUCUUCAAGAUGCCAGGGAAGCAAGUCCGUCUCAGGAAUCCCAUACUAACUCUAACCAUAAUAUAGGCGAGCUGCACUAUGAAACGCCUGCAGCAUGCCAGUCGAAUUACAUUGUCCCGUUGGAUAUUGCGUUUUCUAAUGAUGCCAAAUCUGUCAGCCCUGAUCGCUUUAAUCAUCUAGAUGAUCCGGUCAAUCUCCACGAGGGUGAAAGGGUUCCUUUAGAGUCAAAU